AUGGGCGCACUACACUAUAAAAUUGGUCGUCUCAGGUCAUUAUGGCAAGAAUUCCGAAUUACCAAUGACGGAGAUCAAUCGGAAUGGACGAGAGUGUUUGUUAAAGAAUUGAAUAGUGAAUAUCAAGUACCUCCAAUAGAGUAUCCCAAAGAACUUUUUGAAACUUUACAAGAGACUAUCAAAAAUCGAGAGAAUAACUUAAAUACUCCCGCGGAAGAAAGGAUUCAAGAUUGUGAUGAUAAUAUGGAUGAAGAGUAUUUGAAGAAAUUAAAUCUUGAGUUUUAA
Diversispora eburnea is the source of this 285-nucleotide messenger RNA. NCBI's taxonomy places the organism in Eukaryota, Fungi, Glomeromycota, Glomeromycetes, Diversisporales, Diversisporaceae. The record is from the annotation of a GenBank genome assembly.